CUCAGCUGGAACUUAACCAGUGGAGUAUGAACACUGACUUCACUCCGCUCUGCGAAGCUCAUGCUGGACGGCCCUUCUCCAAAGUCCUGCAGAACCCGAGAGCUGGGAUUGUCAACAGUGACAACAAUGGAAACUGAUUUUGGCAAACGGGUGUACCAAGGAGUGCGAGUGAAACACACAGUCAAAGAUCUCCUUGCCGAAAAACGAUCCAGGCAGAGCACCGGCUCCCGCUUCAGUGGCAGCACCAGCGCAACGCAGUCACCAUUUGUCCAAAUGCCAGGGUCCAAGCCCUUCUCGUGCGAUUCCUCUGCCACACAAGGCUACCCAGCGCUUCUGGACCCGUACCUCACCGACCAGUAUGGGGAUUACCGCGCCACUUCCCUCGCGGCUGGUGCCAGCUCCUUCUUCAGCCCUUCUUCUGUGCCCCCUCUCCCGCCAUCCUUCCCCAAUGACACUGCACAUUUCCUGCUAAGAGAGCCCUGGGAGCAGACCUCACCCGACAGUCUCAGCCAGUCGGACGGCACGUGCUCCGACCCUCUGCAAGCACUGCCUGCCAGCAUCACCUGCCUCUCCUCACAUGAGUCCGGAGGUGUUUCCCCAUACCGAAGCUCAAGUUGGACUUCAGCCAUCCCUGGAACCCAACCCUACCCUCUGCAUCCUCUUGAAGAUGUCCACUACUCCUCCAGCUACGCUGCCACCUCAUCCUACUCCUUCUCACCGUUCAUGACUGUGGCAAACGAGCUCACCUCCAGGAUGAGCCACCUCUUGCCGGAGCAGUCCUCGGAGAUGCCGCCCCUUCAUGAAAACUCCGCCUGGGCAAAAGAGGAUGGAAGUCCCAUCUGGGGGGCUUAUGAAGGCCGGAGAACUUAUUGAUCUGGAGGACUUGUGAAGGCUGGAGAACUUAUUGAUGAGAGAUGAGAGCUAGAGAAAAAGAAAAAUGGACCAUUAUUGAAGCAAAUGAAUUACUUCUAUGCUUUUGCCUAAAGCUGGUCCUUCAAACAGAGGAUGCUAACGCCAUGCAACGCUUUGUGCUCUGUUUAGAAAUACAUUAGCUGGACAUACCCCAUUUAGCUUAUAUUGGUGCCUUCUGAAAGACAUUUCUCACUGUCCCACUGUGCUGCAAGUGAAAUACACAGCCUGAAAAAUAUCUGCACCCUAUGGGCCUUUCCUGCAGCCAAGAUCUCAGAAGAAAACAGGUUGCUCAGACCCUUAAACUACAUCUGCAGAGCGAUGUUACCAGGAGAGAUUUGGGAACGCUGGGGAGCAAAGCAGGGACUGGGGGAAGCCCUCCUUAAUAUCAGAGUCUGUAUAAUGGCAUCUGUUACCCAGUGGCAUUAAUGUACAUCCCCGUGUUGGCACGCUGGGAACACGGCAUUGUCUUGGGUGACAGUUAUGGCCCGAGUAGCAAAGGCACAGCGCAUCUGAUCCUCCCAAACCAACCAAACGCAGCAUGCCAUGCCACACCAGCGCCUGGCAGACAGCUUAGGGCGUUGGAAAGGACCGUUGAGGCACCCUCCUACCUGCAGGAGGAAGCCUCCCCAUCCCUCCCACCUGCAAUACACCCUCCCCAAUUUCCCUCUUGCCCUGAAGAAAGCACAGAGCUGUUCCCUCUCUUCCCUACACCAGAUCCACACAAGUGAUGUGGCGUUGGUGGGCGCAAGGCAGAGGGCUCCCCUUGCCCCGGGGCACCCAGCCCAGGGCUGGGAUGGGGACCACGGCUGGUGGGAUGUCCCCGUCCCCACGGCCACUAGAGGUUGCUCUGCACACACAAACCCACGCACAGACGAGUCCUGGGCAACUCUCCCAGUCCUGCCUGCUGC
Molecule: messenger RNA, 1820 nt
Organism: Cuculus canorus (common cuckoo)
Lineage: Eukaryota; Metazoa; Chordata; Aves; Cuculiformes; Cuculidae
Gene: POU2AF2
Product: POU class 2 homeobox associating factor 2
Exons: 5
Coding region: 61-873 (270 amino acids)
Molecular function (GO): DNA binding; POU domain binding
Source: RefSeq, a predicted model, not a curated record